Messenger RNA from Porites lobata, 5076 nucleotides. NCBI's taxonomy places the organism in Eukaryota, Metazoa, Cnidaria, Anthozoa, Scleractinia, Poritidae. The record is from the annotation of a GenBank genome assembly.
AUGGCAUCUGGCGGUUGGGUAGCGGAGCUUGAUAAGAAAGAACACAAAAACUGGGUGAUGGUUGGUUGUGCCCUGAAUAUGACCAAAAAAGGAAUUACAUCAAAAAUUCAAAACAAAAUGGAAACUUGGUACCAGUCCAUUAUUUCCAGUCCUCCGCUUCAGUCACUUUCAUCUUGCGCUUGCGCAUCGUCAGCAUCAAAGUGCCUCACUUGUGACACUUGGAAAAAGGAACUGAAACGUCACCACACAUCCGGGCGACCGAAGAUUUGCUGGGACAACAGUGACCGAACACAGUGGGGAACUCCGACUGGGGCAUGGGAGAUAGCUAAAGUCUUUAUGCCAACUCUUGGAGGUCGUAAAAAAGAUGUUGUCGACGCCGAAACUACUGACAUUGGUGGUCUUUUCAACCUGCUUGAAUGGUGUCCUUUUAUUAAUCCUCCUACGAGUCGAACAGUUUUGACGUCGGCAAGAGAUGAGUGUAGGAAUCAUUGGGCGCACGCUCCGAAACAGGAAAUUCAAGAUGCCGAUCUUUCAAUCAUAUUUGGUCAUCUUAAUAAUCUGCUCAAUGACGCCGUGUUCAGUGCUGACAAAGACGCCCAGCAAUCGUCGAAAGACUUGCAAGAUUUGUUUCGUAAAGGUCUGGUAAACGUCAGGGAGUCUGAAAUAGAGGCUCUUCACUUGCUUCGCCAUUCACUUGUAGCUGACCUAACAAAAUGCCAAGAUGAUGUGUCUGAUGUUCGGAAUGACAUGUUGAAAGUAGACGCAGAGAUGGCAAAGAUCAAGAUGGUUAUGCAGAGUGAUUUAUCUGACGUGAAAGAAAAAGGGGAUCUAAACAGAGAAGAGAUAAGGAAGUUGGCACAGCAGUUGGAUGAGUUAAAAGACGUGAUGGCACAUUAUUCGAAUGACUUAUCCACCAUUCUGAAAGCUGUCGAUGAUUUCAACAGAUUUCUGAAUAAAAGGGAUGACCUGCAAAAAGUCUUCGAAGCCAUCCAAGAUGACUUAGAAGUUGUCAAAACUAAACUGAGUGUAACACAGUCUAAAGUUACCAACACUGAAACUUCCGUAGCAAGUUUGAAAGACAACGUAAUAGAAGUGCAGAAAGUUGCAAUGGAGACAUCUACACAGGUGUCUAUUUUGCAAGAGAAAGUGGUAGGCUUGGAAAAAGGGCAGUCCACACAAGAACCGAAUGACAGUGAUGAUGACGCGUUGUGCACCGCUCCAAGUAGGUUACCAAUGUUCACGGGCCGCAAGUCAGCUCUUGAUUGGCUGGAAAAGAGCCUCCUUUCGAAGAGCGUUGAGGCCAACCCUGGGACUUCCUGUUGCACUAAAACAGUAUGCGGGCUUGGAGGCUGUGGCAAGACAUCUUUGGCUGUAGAAUUCGCUUGGAGCCACAAAAAUAGCUUCCCAGGUGGGGUGUUCUGGAUCAAUGGGGAAAGCGAUGAAAAUAUAAAUAAAUCGGUUGCUGAGAUACUUUCUCUGAGAAACAUUCGUUCCUCAACAAAUGACAGCAUCGAUGACACCUUGAACAAAUUCCUUGCGUGGUUGUCCAAGAAGGACCUUCCGUGGCUUCUUGUGAUGGACAAUGUGGACGAAUUGCAAGAUCCUAGGUGUCCCAAAGGUGUGAAGAAGAUAUGCAAGGGGCCGUGGCAAAAAACUGGUAAAUCACUAAAGAACGGCCGCAUACUUUUAACAACAAGGCAAAAUGCAAAGGACGCUAGAGCUUUCUUGAUGUAUUCAACUGAUGACUUUUUGGAGUUGCCAUGCUUAAGCGUAGAAGAUGGCGCUUUAUUCCUCAUGAAAAGAACUGGUCUUAUAAAAGAGUCCCUUGAUCCAGGUGCGAUUUCACUGGCGAAAGAACUAGGUGCAUUGCCACUAGCUCUGGAGCAGGCAGCAGCAUACGUAACUGCAUGUCCUAUGCCACUGACCUUUACUGAGUACCUAGAAAAGUAUCAAACGGUAAAAGUGCGCCUUUUACAACAACAGCGUGUUACACCACUAAGCAUGGAAGCUCAACAUCGCUUGUCGGUAAAUACAACUUGGGAGAUGAAUUUUGAAUAUGUAAAACAACGAUCACCAGCUGCCGCCACUAUGAUGCAAGUUGCGGCCUUUUUGGAGUCUGAAAAUAUCCCAAUUGAUGUGAUCAAUCCUGGAUAUCCUGAAUUAGAACAAGAAGAGUUAAGGGAUUGUGCGCGUUCAAAGUUUGACAUUGUCGCCCUUCUGAAGGUGCUGUCAUGCUAUUCGCUUUUCUCAAUUGAUCAUCGGGUCAAAGUUUUCGGUGUCCAUAAACUUGUUCAAGAAGUUGUUAGAGAGAGUCUCACUACAAAGCAAAGGGUAGAAACACUAGUGGCUGCCACUCGACUUCUUCGUUUAGCAUUAAAAGUAAAAACCAGUGGGACUUGUGUGAAUAUUUUUAAACAUGGCACUUUACCGAAUCUAUCAGGAUUAAAAGAAGAGGAAAGAAGUCUUGUCAUUGCCCUUAUUUUAAAUGUACGCAAGUUAAAGAAUCAUAUUCAAGAAGAAAUCGAUGCUUUAGAUCCAGAUGACAAUUUGACCCAUUUUCUUUGCAGCGAUGACCUCUUUUGUCUAUGCCGUUUCGCAAGAUCUUUAAUUUUGAGCAACGUGUUCUUCAACAAAAUUAACAGUGAGCUCUGCGAUUUUCAGUUGAAAAUUGUUAAAAUUCGAGGCAAUCAGGACCCAGAUUUCCUUCUUAAAUUGAUGGUCGACGCAAGUAUCAGUAAAAGGAACAUUCCGACUCGUGAGAACUAUGAAGACGCAAAGAAACAGGCUCAACAAAGUGUACGGGAACUAGCUGAGUUUGAAACGUCUGGUUUUGUCAUUGACGCCGAUGUCAAAUAUGGAGUUCUUGAGCACAUGGCUUCCUAUCACGCAUUAGAAGGGGAAUGGGAGAGAAACUAUAGGGAAUUGCUGAAACUCGAGAGCUUAUCAAUAUCUGAUGAGAAGACUGUGGAUCUGCAGAUCUGUAUAGCACGAGCUGAAAAUUACGUGUCGGCUGGUAAUUUUCAGUGCGUUUUGGACCGUUAUUUAAAGGCUCUUGAACUUGCUCGAAAAAUCUAUCCCCCAGAUCACAAAGAGCUGGUUCGUGUUUUACAAUUUGUAACCAAUCAUUUCGUUAUUGGCGGGAAGCUAGUCCAGGCACGAGAUUAUGCCAAAGAGUUGUUGUACAUUGCUAAGAAACAACCUCAGUGCUCAGAUUAUUACAUCAGGGGGAUAACAAGUGCAGUUUCCACUAUUAGUUGUUUUGACCCACAAGGGGCUGAAGAUACACUUCGCGGAAUUUUGGCAGACAGGUGGGCUCGAAUGUACGAUUACUUGCAGCGUGUAGAAUUUGACAAGGGUAUGAUCGACAGUCACCUUUUAGUUGAUGAAAGCAGUCGUGAACAUGCAGCCUUGGUUCUUCUGGAGUUACUGAAAUGUUUCCGAGACUAUAAAUACGAAUUUAAGAAGAGAGAUGGAACCUUUUACCGGAAUAUUGCAGAAAUGUUUGUUUUACUUCGAAAGAAAAUGUAUCAUGUUGAUAGUCACCCAGAAGUUAAAGAGGCGUACUCUUUUCUUGUGAUGGUACUCAAAUCCCUUGGACAUCAGAACGAGGCCCAAAAAAUUGAAGAACGAGUAAGACAGUGCAAUGAGAAACCAGUAUUCAACCGUUUUUUCGCAAGAACGCGUUGUGACGCAAGAGUAGUCGAGGCUAGGAACUUCAAAGGCAUUGCUAAUUUCUCUUUCAAAUCAAGAAAUUAUUCGAAGGCUCUAGCGCUUUAUAAUGAAGCACUUCAACGUUUUCCAGACGAUGCUAAGGUGCUAACCAACAGAGCAGCAACGUACGUGAAGCUUUCAGAGCAAGAGGGUUCAGUGCAAACUAAACGGGAGCUUAUUGAAUGCGCUUGUCAAGACGCAAAUAAGGCGAUAACUAUAGAUCCUUCUUGGGUGAAAGGCUACUACUGGAAAGCUGUUUGUCUCGCUAAACUUGGACAUCGAGGUCCAAGUCUUGCUGCAGCUGCUGUUGCCAGUUACUUCCUCCCAUCCCAAUGCUCUGGAAUACCAGCCGUUGUGGAGCACUACGGACAUUACAUUAUAAACGUGAUUGCUACAGUUGAUGAUCUCCUUCAAAUAGUCAAGAGAGAGGCCGGAAGGAAUCUUGUUAUUUUGCUUAAGGAAGGCAGAUAUGAGUUAACGAAGCCACUGAAAGUUCCAGCGAACGCAGUAAUGGUUGGUAUGGGAAAAGUCCAAAUCGUCUGCACCAAAGGUGUUCUAUUGCACUUGGAUAAAACCGUUUACACUGAAAAAAUAGAACUGUCAUCCUCAGUUGAUUCAAUCAAAAUGCUCAAAGAAAAAGCUAAGGAGAGCCUCAAGCGUGGCCAAUUAGAUGAGGCCUUAUCUCACUACAGCGAGGCAUUAGCCAUAUGUCCAGAAGACGAACACCUCCUAACAGCUAGAGCGUCAACCUGCUUGAAAUCAGCAGAGGAAACCCGGAACAUAAAUGAGCGAGAAUCCUUAUUGGAGCUUGCGUUAAAAGAUUCAGAAUCUUCUAUCAGAGCGAAUCCUUCUUGGUUUCUUGGGUACCACGCCAAGGCAGCGACUUUAGCAGAGUUAGGAAGGAAACACGAAUCUUUGGCCGCUGCUGCUAUCUUUAAUCACUUGAGUUCUGGUCGAGAUGUUUCUUCCGUCAUUCAACGUUAUGGAGCGUUACAAAUCCAUGCUGUUAAAAGCUCAGAUGAAUUGCGCAAUGUUCAAGAGAUCACGGAGCGUGAGGAAGUAAAUCAAAUUGUUCUGUUAAAAGAAGGGGAUUACCUAUUGGAAAAGACCGUUGAAAUGAAACCAGCAGUCGUUAUUGUUGGUGUAGGGAAAGUAACUGUUUCGUGCAAGACUGGAGUACCUUUUCACUUUAAAAAAGAACACCACGUCGAAAAGGUGGAACUUCUUCGAGGCUGUGGUGAGACGCUACAAUCACAAACAAUUACGAGUUCAACAAAUGACUCUGGUCAGGAAGACGUUAUAUCUUUGCCUGUACCCCCCGGCAAUGACAACUCAAGCGCCAACAGCGAGUGCAAGGUGAACUAA